AUGGAAGUCGUUGCGACAGACGACAAGCCCAAGCCGAUCCCGGCCUACGGGGCCCAUCCUCCUCAACACCCAUCUGCGCCUGCGCAUCCCUCAGUCCAGCAGCGAAUCGCUCCUCCUGCCGAAGCGUCCCACGCCCUGCCUUCUUCGCACGCUCUCUACGAGCAGUCCUGGCGUCCCUACGCGUCGCCGUUUGACGCUGCCAAUCCGGACCAGCGUCGUCAGUCGACGCCCGCCCAACCGCCGCUUCCUGCGCAUAGCUAUCCCCCUCCUCCCCCGAAUCGGGAGCUCCCCCAAUUGCCUCCGGACGUUAACCCUUACGCUCGUCCCAACAGUCUGCCAGCGCCUGCCCCAACGCACUCGCCUCAGGACGGUCAUCCACAGCAUCCGCAGUAUCGACCCAUGAAUGGCGCUCCGCCCAACGAACCGGUUCCGCAGUCUGCCCCAGGCGACUACCGCCCACGCAUGGCCUAUCCUCCCCCCGAAGGCGCCCCAAAUAAUGGCGAGCCACCCCCUCCGUCCGGACAGUAUGUUCCCAACGUCUCUCACAUGCCCGCGACGACAGGGCCCUAUGACUCGAGCUACUAUCACAGCCAAAUGUUUGGUCGCCAGCGGAAGGCCGCGAGAGCCCAACAGGCCUGUGAUCAAUGUCGCGCCCGAAAAGCCAAGUGUGACGAGGGCCGUCCGUCCUGCACUCACUGCAAAGAAAACGGCCUGGUGUGUGUCUACAAAGAGGUGCCUCCUCACAAGCAAGAAAAGGCCACCCAACUUGUCCUUGACAAGUUGCAGCAACUGGAGGAACGCAUGUCGCAGCAGAUCGAGCAACGAAUGGCCCAGAUGCAGGCGGAACAGAUGGCUCAGAUCAAGAAAUUACUCGGUCAACAGGCGGAGUCUCCGGCCGCAGCAGAGACCCCCGCCAAGGACACCUCGAUUCCCAAGGCGCCGCAGAGUCACGAAUCGUCGGUCGAGCGUCCGGUCACCAAUGUCGAGACCCAGAGCACCCCCAGUCAGUCGGAAAUUAAGGACGACGGCACUCCCACGGCCAUGCCGGCGGCUCCUCAAAAGUUCGAGAUGGCAGGAGGGGACAUGGCGAAUGACGUGAUGAUCAAGGAUGAGGAUGACGGCGAGCUCUCGAUCCCGGUGGAACACACCACCGCUGCUCAUAAGUUGCUGUUGUGGCCUUCCAUCCGUCGGCUGCUGGCUCCCAAAGAGAUCGACGAAGAUUACGUGAUGAAGCUGGAGGAGGAACGCGGCCUCAUUCGUGUGUACGGUCGUGGCGAAGGCGAUGACCGGAGUGACUACGAGAGAGGCGCCGCCAGCAGUCCGUCAACGACGAACUCUUCCAGUCCCAACUGGGAAGAAGACUACCACACCCAGGGGGCAUCCCCGAAUGGACCCUGGGGCACCGGGCUGCCUGCCACCACCUCCUCCACGACGUCUCACCGACCUCGAGAAGGCGUGGGUGGCUUGGAUGAAACGGGUCAGUUGAAUACGGAUCCCGACGUGGUGCGGCGUCUGCACCGGAGUUAUAUGCAACAUAUCCAUAUCCUCCACCCAUUCCUGGAUGAGAGCAAUCUGGAACGGAAGAUCGAGCGAUUCAUCAGGAUCUACAGCCCGCCCAAGAAGAACGUGGCGGGCCCGUUUAUGCCGCCGGGCAACCCUGGAGACGGCCCGCGAGGCGCCAAGCGGAAGCGUUCGUCGGAGGCGCUCCAUGUCGGGGGAUAUGACAUGUCCCGUUCUCCCGGCUCCAACUCGGAACGCGCCGCUCCUCGUCGGAUUGAGCGGUCUAUCGAAAAUGCCAUCAUUCUGCUCGUCCUGGCUUUGGGCGCGAUUUGCGAGUGGAGAGACCGUCCUCUUCCAGGCCCCGUCAAGGAUUACCCGCCGGGCCAUGGCCCCUCGUCGUCCGCCCUUCAGAAUGUUCUCUCUCCCGCCAUGUCCGAUUCAGGAAUGCAGUCCUCCAGUGCCUUUUGUUCCCCGACCAACAAUUCCUUCCCGUCCCCGGACGGAGGCGAGGCCCGGAAACCUACCCCUGGUCGCUCGGCCUUUGCCGCUGGCCAGGAAAACUCGGAAUUUGCCCAUCCCAGAAAUAUGGAUGUGAUUCCAGGAUUGGCGUACUACGCUUAUGCGACCGAUAUUUUGGGCAACCUGCAGGGAGGAAAUGGCCUCUAUCACGUUCAGGCUGCUCUCUUGGCCGGUCUUUAUGCUGGCCAACUUGCCCAUCCGUUCCAAAGCCAUGGCUGGAUUUCCCAGGCAUCGAGGGCUUGUCAGGUGCUAGUCAGAUCGAAACGGUAUGAGAAGAUGCAAGAUGGCCCAAUGAAGGAUCUCUGCGAUUUUGCCUACUGGACCUGUCUACAGCUGGAGAGUGACAUCCUCGCCGAGUUGGACCUCCCUGCUAGUGGUAUUUCUCGCUCUGAAGGCCGGAUCGCCUUGCCCAAGGGUGUCUUUACGCUGUCUCUCCCCAACGAGAUCCGUGCGCCUAAUACGAUGAUGAUGUUCUUCUAUUCGGCCCAGAUCCACCUCCGGAAAGUCUUGAACCGGGUUCACACAGAUCUCUACAAGGCUGAAAAGAAGGGUCAGACUCGGUGGUCUUUCAACGUGUUGGAAGUCCUCAGCAUGAAUCUCGAAUUCUGGAGGAAGAGCUUGCCCGAUGUCAUGAAGUGGGAUGAUCGAGAUCCGCCUGCCAGCGAUAUCAACACCGCUCGAAUGCGCGCCAAGUACUAUGGCGCCCGCUACAUCAUUCACCGGCCAGUUCUCUGUCAUGUCCUGCACUAUAUGAGCCCAGCGCAGUCUACGGCCGAGGGGGCCCAGUCCCAGCAAGUGUCUCCGUCCAUGGCUCAGGGUCAACGUGCACCCGGCAUGGCACGAUGGUCCAGUGACAUGGGCAAUUCCGGCCGGCCCAACCAGGCCGACAUUUGGCCCGGGGUUGCCUUCAAAGACCUGCAUGUCAAGCUGCAACGGGCGUGCAAGAUUUGCAUUGAAUCCGCCAUCCAGAGUACCGAGGCGUUCGAUGGGAUCAAAGGUCGGCUCAUCGUGACCAAUAUUUUCGGAACUGCUCAUGCCCUGCGUGCCGAUGCCGAAAUUUUGACCGAAAUCUACAAGAAGAUCUUUGGCGAACCCCCCAAUACGACAUACAGCUUGAACGACUAA
Messenger RNA from Rasamsonia emersonii CBS 393.64, 3144 nucleotides. RefSeq names its product clr-1. The transcript is spliced from 7 exons. The record is from RefSeq and is a predicted model, not a curated record. NCBI's taxonomy places the organism in Eukaryota, Fungi, Ascomycota, Eurotiomycetes, Eurotiales, Trichocomaceae. Gene Ontology annotation, biological process: regulation of DNA-templated transcription. Bases 1 to 3144 code for a protein of 1047 amino acids. Gene Ontology annotation, molecular function: zinc ion binding; DNA-binding transcription factor activity, RNA polymerase II-specific.